AUGUCCACCACAGCUCCACCACCAUCCACCACCGUCAUCACCACCACCACCGGCGUAGGUCUCGGCUACGGCAUCGCAAUUGCCGUAAGCAUCCUCGUCCUCAUCUCAACCAUCAUGCUCGCUUCCUACAUUUGCGUCCGGUUAAAAUCCCAAGGCCGUCGCAACUCCUUCCAUCUCAACCGCGGAAAUGUAACUAUAAAUCAAAAUUAUAUUAACGGUUCCGCGGUUCAGCCCGGGCCGUUUAUCUUGGGCCUAGAAAAGCCCGUGAUCGAAACCUACCCGAAGAUUAUACUCGGAGAGAGUCUGCGAUUGCCGAAACCGAACGAAGGCCCGUGUUCGAUCUGUUUGGGUGAAUAUCUUCCGAAAGAAACGAUACGGUGUGUUCCGGAUUGUCAGCAUUGUUUUCAUGCGGAGUGUGUUGAUGAGUGGCUUCGGAUGAGUGCCACGUGUCCGCUGUGUCGGAACUCUCCUGCGCCGUCGCCGGUGGCUACGCCGCUGUCGGAGCUUGUUCCUCUGGCUUUUCAUGCUAGGUGA
This is a messenger RNA of Lathyrus sativus (Indian pea), 534 nucleotides long. The record is from the annotation of a GenBank genome assembly. Lineage: Eukaryota; Viridiplantae; Streptophyta; Magnoliopsida; Fabales; Fabaceae.